UGCCCACAAGUGGUCAUUGCAUUCCACCCUGAAGGUUGUGCUUCAGGUGGUUACUUUUUGAGAAGAUGGGUUCACUAGAUAGAUCAAAGAAGAAGGUUCAUUUAUGGAAAAAGGCCAUGCUCCAUUUUUCAUUGUGUUUUGUGAUGGGGUUCUUUACAGGCUUAGCUCCAACAGGUAAAUCUUCUCUCUUUCCCACCAAAGUUGCUGCCUCAAAUAGGACAGAAUUUGCACCACAACCUAGUGAAAUGUCACACCACACAACAAAUGUCAAUACAAGUUGGAUAGCUCCAACGCCAGUUACCAUGCCCAUGAGGCCUAAAGUCCUUGGAAAGAAAACAACAACACCGAAGUUGCAUGUAAAAGCACAGCCCCUGCUGAAGCCUAGAAGACUCAUAAUCAUUGUGACUCCAACAAGCACCAAACUUCCCUACCAAACGGUGUUUUUGAGAAGGUUGGCAAAUACUAUAAAGCUGGUUCCUCAGCCAUUGUUGUGGAUUGUUGUGGAAGCUAAAACAGAUUCCACAGAACUUCCAGAAAUACUAAGGAAGACUGGCAUCAUGUAUAGGCAUGUGGUUUUCAAGGAGAACUUCACAGACUUAGAAGGUGAAUUGAAUCAUCAGAGAAAUCUUGCGCUUAAGCACAUUGAACACCACAGACUCAACGGCAUUGUACAUUUUGCUGGCCUUUCCAAUGUUUAUGAUCUCCAAUUCUUCCAUCAGCUUAGAGAUAUUGAGGUCUUUGGAACAUGGCCAACCGCAUUGUUAGUUGCACAUAGGAAGAAAGUGAAAAUCGAAGGACCUGUAUGCGAUUCCUCACAAGUCAUUGGUUGGCAUCUAAGGAAUAUGAACAAUGAGACUGAUACAAUCACUCCUCCCAUUCAUAUUUCAAGUUUUGCAUUCAAUAGCUCCAUCCUCUGGGACCCCGAGAGAUGGGGUCGCACUUCCUCCGUUCAAGACACUUCCCAGAAUUCAAUCAAGUUCGUGAAGCAAGUAGUUCUAGAAGAUGAGGCUAAGUUAAAGGGAAUUCCACCAGAGGACUGCUCCAAAAUCAUGCUCUGGCGUUUCAAUUUUCGUGCCCGAACCCACUCAAAUCACUAAUUACUAGUAUCUACAUGUUAGCCGAAGAUAAAGGGGAAAGAAAGAUGAAAAAU
Abrus precatorius (Indian licorice) is the source of this 1150-nucleotide messenger RNA. Its product is annotated as probable beta-1,4-xylosyltransferase IRX9. Gene Ontology annotation, biological process: glucuronoxylan biosynthetic process; plant-type secondary cell wall biogenesis. The transcript is spliced from 3 exons. Lineage: Eukaryota; Viridiplantae; Streptophyta; Magnoliopsida; Fabales; Fabaceae. The record is from RefSeq and is a predicted model, not a curated record. Gene Ontology annotation, cellular component: Golgi membrane. Gene Ontology annotation, molecular function: galactosylgalactosylxylosylprotein 3-beta-glucuronosyltransferase activity; xylosyltransferase activity. Bases 66 to 1097 code for a protein of 343 amino acids.